Rhipicephalus sanguineus (brown dog tick) is the source of this 430-nucleotide messenger RNA. RefSeq lists its product as uncharacterized. The annotation marks the transcript as partial. NCBI's taxonomy places the organism in Eukaryota, Metazoa, Arthropoda, Arachnida, Ixodida, Ixodidae. The record is from RefSeq and is a predicted model, not a curated record. The transcript is spliced from 2 exons.
AUGGCGGGCAGGGGCAAACCUCCCAGCCUUGACAACCUCGGGCCCAUCUCGCUCACCUCGUGCGUGGGUAAUGUGGUCGAACACGCCAUCCUGAACAGGGUUUCCCGCUACCUGGAGGACCGCGACAUUUACCCCCACAACAUGAUAGGCUUCAGGCCGGGCCUCUUGACGCAAGAGGUCAUGAAGCUCAUCAAAGACCAAGUUAUCAAUCCUAACACAAGGGACAUAAGAGCAAUACUGGGACUGGACUUGGAAAGGGGAUUCGACAACGCUCUGCACCACUCUGUGCUGAGUCAGAUCUCGUGCCUCGGGGUUGGCAAGCGCUUCGACGACUACACGAAAUCAUUCCUGACAGACAGAGAGGCUAAUCUAAAAGUGGACGACCUGGCUUCGACCCGGUCAGAUUUGGCUUCAGAGGGACGCCACAAGG